Zasmidium cellare ATCC 36951 is the source of this 1170-nucleotide messenger RNA. RefSeq lists its product as uncharacterized. NCBI's taxonomy places the organism in Eukaryota, Fungi, Ascomycota, Dothideomycetes, Mycosphaerellales, Mycosphaerellaceae. Gene Ontology annotation, molecular function: asparaginase activity. The record is from RefSeq and is a predicted model, not a curated record. The coding region runs from base 1 to 1170 and encodes 389 amino acids. The transcript has 2 exons.
AUGAAGUUUUUUUCGACAAGUUUGGUUCUGGCUGCGGCCGCUCAAGCUGUGCCAGACACACAAUAUUUACGCAGAAGCCUCAAUGCAACAGCAAGCGACCGGCUUGGUUUGAAAUGGAUGGGCAACGAUACUAGUCUUCCAAAAGUCCUUGUUCUCUUUACCGGAGGCACAAUUUCCAGUGGCUCGUCUUACAGCGCCUUGGAUACAACCGAUUACGGCCAAACCUCAAUAACCGGUGAAGAAAUCCUUGCUCGAGAUCCCCUCUUGCAGACGGUAGCACAGCUUACGGUAUCGAACUGGACGCGAGAUGAUGGAAACUCGACCGGGACCAGCGAUGCUCUGGUGAUGAAUAUGACUAGAUUCGCCCACGAUGCCUUAUGCUCCCCGGAUAGCGACAUUACAGGAGCCAUCUUCACGCAUGGUACCAACUCGCUCGAGGAGACGGCAUUCCUAAUGGAUCUACUGGUGAACUGUGGCAAACCGAUUGUUGGAGUGGGCGCUAUGCGGCCUUACACAGCCUUGUCAUUUGACGGCGAUGCCAACUUCUUUCAAUCGAUCGCUUUAGCUGCUAGUCCGGAUGCAAGACAUCGCGGCGUGCUUGUGGCAUUCAGCGACCGAAUCUUAUCGGGUUUCUGGGUUACCAAGCUCGAUUCAACUCAUCCUGAUGCUUUUCAUCAAACCACGAGUGGAGGAGACCUUGGUGAAUUCCUCAACAUGCGUCCUUACUUCUUCAACUCCCCAUCAAGGCCUGUUCCAAAACACAACUUCAACAUCUCCCUGGUCUCAGAGCAUCCCUCCUAUCCAGCCCUGCCUCACGUCGACAUUCUCUACGCCGCUCGCCAAUUCGAUGCCAGACUGGCCCUCAACUGCCUCGCCAACGGUGCUUCAGGGAUUGUCAUUGCCGGCACUGGAAACGGUGGGAUUCCAAAUGGCUCAGACAUCAUAGCCGAGGCGGUUGAGAAAGGUCUUCAAGUCGUUGUUGGGACCAGAUCGCCAUAUGGCGCAGCAUCGCCGCAGCCGGAUUCGACUUGGGCGAAAUCUGGCUAUGUUCACGUCAUUCAAUCCAGGAUCAUGCUGCAGCUGGCCAUUGCGUCCGGAUAUAAUCAGAACCAGACGAUUGAGUUGUUCGAGGGAACAGUACGAAAGGCGAUCAGGCCAUUCGGUCUCUGA